AUGAUGUGCGAUUGUGUUGCACUUAGCCCGCGGCCUAAUCCGCCAGGCUCGCACUCCUCGAUACCCGACCGAGCCAAAGUUCUUUCUAGCCUCUCACGCGUUACGAAGCCCCCGACCAGCGCCAUCAUCACAAAGACACCUAUCGAUGGAGGAGAGACAGACAUGGCUGAGCAGAUGAAUGAUGCAGUGCGCUCGCAAUUCGUGUCUGGAGCACGUCUUGGUGAAGGAACGUACGCUAUCGUGUACGCAGGUCACUAUCGCCAGGAUCCUAGCAGGCUAGUCGCUAUCAAGAAGAUCAAGCUCAAUGCCGACUUCAAAGACGGCAUUGCUAUGGACGCCAUUCGCGAAAUCAAGUUUCUCUCCGAGCUCUCGCAUCCAAACAUCAUAAAACUGCAUGCUGUCUUCAGUACAAAGGACCAGAACCUGUCGAUCGUGCUUGAGCAUCUGCCCCUGGGCGAUCUCGAAGGCCUAUGGAAGAAUAAGAGCAUUACAUAUAGCAACGCCGACAUCAAGGCCUGGUCCAAUAUGCUGUGUCAAGCCAUUUGGUUCUGCCACGCCAACCACGUCCUUCACCGCGAUAUCAAGGGAAACAACUUGCUCAUCGCCGCUGAUAACACGGUCAAGUUGGCAGAUUUCGGUCUCGCGCGCUCCUUUGCGGAUCCAGGCGCAAAAAUGACCUCGAACGUAAUCACACGCUUCUAUCGCCCGCCAGAGCUCCUCUACGGAUGUUAUCACUACGGCGGUAACGUUGAUAUGUGGUCUGUUGGUUGUGUGAUCGCCGAGCUCGCACUGCGCCAGUUCUUUCUCCCCAGCGAGACAGAUAUGCAGCAAGUUGCCGUCAUAGUAGACGUCUUCGGUACGCCUACUGAAGAAUCCUGGCCCGGCGUGGGCUCAUUGAGGUACUAUCAGCCUCCACCGAAUCGCAGCGCUGUCAAGCUGCCGCAGCCGCUGAACUGGUGGAGAGGUCGUUUGCCAUUACUGGGUGAUGACGGUAUUGACUUGGUGAGAGGAAUGUUGACAAUGGAUCCUCAGAAGCGAUUGACAGCUGAACAAGCACUCAAACAUCGCUACUGGACAUCUGCCCCGCGACCUACAAAGAAGGAGAACCUUCCCAAUGAGGGUGGAGGUGUGCAGAAAGAAGCCGAGGAUCUGAAGAGAAGGGCAAGAGAGACCCCUGCAGGUGCCAGCAGAGUCGACAAGGUAGCAAGGAAGCUAGACUUCGGUGGCAUGUGA
This is a messenger RNA of Boeremia exigua, 1233 nucleotides long. Its product is annotated as serine/threonine-protein kinase-like protein. Gene Ontology annotation, cellular component: cytoplasm; nucleus; transcription factor TFIIH holo complex. Gene Ontology annotation, biological process: positive regulation of transcription by RNA polymerase II; protein phosphorylation. Gene Ontology annotation, molecular function: RNA polymerase II CTD heptapeptide repeat kinase activity; ATP binding; cyclin-dependent protein serine/threonine kinase activity. The transcript has 2 exons. NCBI's taxonomy places the organism in Eukaryota, Fungi, Ascomycota, Dothideomycetes, Pleosporales, Didymellaceae. The record is from RefSeq and is a predicted model, not a curated record. The coding region runs from base 1 to 1233 and encodes 410 amino acids.